Molecule: messenger RNA, 3018 nt
Organism: Raphanus sativus (radish)
Lineage: Eukaryota; Viridiplantae; Streptophyta; Magnoliopsida; Brassicales; Brassicaceae
Exons: 1
Coding region: 1-3018 (1005 amino acids)
Molecular function (GO): RNA-DNA hybrid ribonuclease activity; nucleic acid binding
Source: RefSeq, a predicted model, not a curated record
AUGUUACUCGAUGAGUGGGGCAAUGAGCAUUUCUCGGAGGGAUCCAAAGGAGAAAUUGCUACUAACUACUUUCGGGAACUGUUCUUGAGCUCUAACCCGUAUGAUCUUGAGUCCCUCUUCUCGGACUUCCCAUCUCGCAUCACAGAAGAGAUGAAUGUGAGUUUGACUGCGACAGUUUCACCUGAGGAGAUUAAAAAAGCAGCUAUGAGUAUUGAUGGUGGUAGUGCUCCGGGAGAAGAUGGGCUUACAGGCUCCUUUUAUCAGAAGUAUUGGCACAUUGUUGGGCCGGCGAUCACGAAAGAGAUCUUAUACUUCUUUGAGACAACCAUCAUACCAGAAGGAUGGAACCACACACAGCUGAGCCUCAUCCCAAAGAUCUCAAACCCGUCUCGUAUGAAGGACAUGAGGCCUAUCAGCUUAUGCUCGGUGCAAUAUAAAAUCAUCUCCAAGGUUUUAUGUAACCGUUUGGAGCGUUUCUUGCCAGACGUGGUCUCUGAGACUCAAGGAGCCUUUGUAUCAGGGCGCUUAAUCUCAGAUAAUAUCAUCAUUGCCCACGAGAUGAUUCAUUCGCUUAGAACGAACGAUAGAGUGUCGGAGGGGUUUAUGGCCAUUAAAACUGAUAUGUCGAAAGCGUAUGAUCGGGUUGAAUGGUGCUUUCUAGAGACUUUAUUGGAAAGGAUGGGCUUUGAUCGUGUCUGGGUACGUUGGAUUAUGGCCUGCGUGAGUACUGUCUCUUAUUCAGUUUUACUUAAUGGAAGUUCCCAUGGCUUUAUCAAACCAGAGCGUGGCUUACGGCAGGGAGAUCCCCUCUCUCCUUUCUUGUUUAUAUUAUGUGCGGAGGCUCUAGUGGGAUGUUUGAACAGAGCAGCUGAUAAGGGGAACCUCCAUGGCAUUCAGAUUGGUUCACAAGGUCCUUCAGUGCACCACCUUCUCUUCGCGGAUGACAGUUUGUUGAUUUGCAAAGCUGAUGUCAUGGAGGCUACUGAGAUUCUAAAUUGCCUCAAGAUGUAUGGUGAUGCCUCGGGCCAGCUUAUCAACCCGGAGAAAUCCUCUAUCAUCUUUGGAAGCAAGGUUAAUGGUGUAACUAAAACAGAGGUUAAAGAGGUGUUAGGAAUUGAAGCGGAGGGGGGUGAUGGCAUGUAUCUGGGUCUCCCAGAAUGUUUUAGCGGUUCUAAGAUGCAACUUCUCAGUUUCUUGCGAGGGAAGCUUCAAGGUCGCCUGAGUGGAUGGUUUGCAAAAUCAUUAUCACAGGGAGGCAAAGAGAUCCUGCUCAAAUCUAUAUGUCUAGCGCUUCCCAUCUACGCAAUGUCAUGUUUCCGUCUACCAAAAGAUACGUGCGCCCGCUUGAGAAGUGCCAUGAUUGAGUUUUGGUGGAGUAGUGGUAACAAUAGGAAAAAUAUUGCGUGGGUUGCAUGGGAGAAGCUCUGUAAAUCGAAAGAUAAAAGAGGGUUGGGAUUCAAAGAUUUGGAGAAGUUUAACCAAGCCUUGCUAGCAAAGCAAGCGGCAAGAAUUUUGAAUAAUCCGGAUUCACUCUUAGCGCAAGUGCUAAAGCAACGGUACUUUAAAAACUCCUCCUUCCUUGAAGCUGGCCUGGGCUCAAGACCUUCUUUUGCUUGGCGAAGCAUUGUUCAUGGACGAGGACUCUUGCAGCAAGGAUUAAUGACCAGAGUUGGCUCGGGUACCAACACGAAAGUAUGGUGGGAUCGUUGGGUUUUGGACAAAGUUCCUCGUGUUCCAGAGUAUAGGCAAGAUUCUGUGAUUGAUCUAACACUGACAGUUGCAGAUUUGGUUGACCACAACUCGGGAGCUUGGAACAGAGCACUUAUUUAUGAUACUUUUGUACAAAAAGAUGCAGAGUUGAUCUUGGAUAUGAAGAGAUCAGUUAAUCGUCCUGAUGAGAUCGUAUGGGGCUUAUUGAAGAACGGUUUAUAUUCUUCAAAGAGUGGAUAUGCUCUUUUGGACACGUUAGAAGAUAUAAACUCUCCUCCUUUGACGCAGACUCCACCGGUAGAAACCCAACUUUGGCAAGCAAUAUGGAAAACGAAGACGACUCCUAAGCUUCGUCACUUCCUGUGGCGAAUUCGAGCUGGAGCUUUAGCAGUCAAGGAGAGGUUGAGUUCAAGAGGCAUUCAGCUGGAUACAACCUGUUCAUCGUGUAAUGAUGGUCCCGAAGAUAUUGGACACGUUCUCUUCCAAUGCAAAUUUGCCCAGGAGGUUUGGGCUUUAGCAGCGGUUCCUAUGCCUCCUUCUGGUAGGUGGUCCCGAUCUGUUUUCCUCAACCUUCAUCAUCUGAUAGCCUGCAGUAAGAAGCAUAGUCUCCAACCGGAAGCUGGAGCAAUCUUCCCAUGGCUUUUGUGGCACAUAUGGAAAGCUAGAAAUAGCUUCUGUUUCGAAUUCACGAGGUUAGAUCCUGCUAUGGUAUGGGAGAAAGCGAAGAUGGAAGCUGAAGUGUGGAGAAACUUACAAACUGCUCCUCAUGAUAGAACUCCCUCUGCAGUACCGACAAGGGUAAUUUCAAACAAGUGGACUAAGCCGAUGUCUAAUUGGGUUAAAUGCAAUAUAUCCUCUUCUUGGGUAUCUCAGAACCCGCUCAGUGGAGGUGCUUGGAUUGUUAGAGAUUCGACUGGUAAGGUCGUCUUCCACAGCAGAAGGUCUUUUAGUAAUCUGGAGAAUUCCCUGAUAACUGAUCUCACCUCUCUUCAAUGGGCAGUAGAAUCUAUGAAAAGCCUGAGAAUUGAUAAGGUGAUGUUUGAAACUUCGUCACUUGCGCUCAGGGAUGCUUUCUAUCAUCGUUCAUUAGACCCUCAAGUUGGUCAGAAGGUAAAUGAGAUCCUCCAAGGUCUAAACACCUUUAUGGAAUGGAGACUAGACCAUGUGGAAAGUAGUGGAAACAGAGCAGCGAAGUUGAUAGCUCAAAGCGUCACCGACGACCAUCGUUUCAACUCUUACGUUGCUACGGGCGGUCCUUCCUGGCUCCAGAUCCUGUUACAUCAGGAAUCUUCGGUGUCUGGCUCCUAA